UCAGAGGGAAUAAAGAAAGACUAUAUGCUUUAGCCUUACACUAGGUACUCGUAAGUUAUAGAAGGUAUUAUGGGUAGUUUUUCGAAUAAUGCGAAUUCCUUUGUGAUUUAUCUGGACUUGUUGUAACUGCUUAAAAUGGAACAAAAGAGAGGAUCUUCGUGGCUAAGGCUUGCUUUUAUGGCUGUACCGUUGUUGUUUGGAAGAGCGGUUUGGGCAGGGAUACGGUAUUCUGUCUCUGAAGAGCAGGAGGACGGUACUGUGGUCGGAAAUAUUGCGAAGGAUUUAGGAAUUGAUAGAAGAAGCUUAAGAGAGAGAGAAUUCCGCAUCGUGUCAUCCUCAGGGGAUUCACUGUUCAAGGUAAAUCAAAAUGACGGAGCGUUGUAUGUUAGUGGUAAUUUAGACAGAGAGGCGGUGUGCGAGAAAAGCACAUCGUGCACAAUCAAUCUCAAAAUCGCCAUGGGAAAUCCCCUGGAGAUCCAUUAUGUGACCGUAGAGAUUAUAGACGUAAAUGAUCACGAUCCUGUUUUUACUGAAGAAGAAACGCUCAUGGAGGUAUGGGAGUCUGCCUUACCCGGCACGCGUUUUCAGCUUCAGCCGGCCCACGACCCUGAUAGCGGAUCAAAUUCUAUUCAAACGUAUAGAGUCAGCCAAAACGAUCAUUUUAAACUUGAAGUCAAAGAUCGUGAUGAGGAUGGCAAAAUUCCUAUUCUGAUAUUGGAGAAGCAGUUAGACAGAGAAUCUACACAAACUAUAAAAUUGUUAUUAACUGCUAUAGACGGCGGAAAACCAUCAAAAUCUGGAACAAUGGAAGUAAUCAUAAAUGUCCUGGACAUAAAUGAUAACGCACCCGUUUUCUCUGAAGAGACAUAUACUGUGAUGUUGCAGGAAAACGCGCCGAUAGGCACAACAGUAAUACGGUUAAAUGCCACAGAUUUGGAUGACGGCUCAAAUGGCGAGAUUGUUUAUUCCAUUGGUAACAAUCUAAACAGAAAAUUACGGGAACUUUUUGAAAUAUCUCCGACCACUGGCGAAAUCAUUGUGAAGGGAGUUUUAGAUUUUGAAAUAAAAGACAAAUAUGAAAUUGAUAUUCAAGCUUCAGACAAGGGACUUGCACCAAUGACAUCAGACAAGACAGUGACUAUAAAGAUUGUAGAUGUAAAUGACAAUGCGCCAGAGAUAGAGGUGACAUCAUUUUCGAGUACCAUUCCAGAAGAUUCAAAAUCUGGGACAACAGUUGCUUUGAUAAGUUUAUCUGAUUUAGACUCUGGGAUCAACGGAAAAGUUUUUUGUUCAGUACCCGAGGAUAUGCCUUUUAAGCUUUUGUCGGCCUCGCAUGAUAAUGCUUAUUCUUUAGUUACGUCGUCAACACUUGAUAGGGAAAUAGCUUCUCAGUAUACUAUUAUAUUAACUGCCCAAGACACAGGGAACCCACAAUUGUCAUCGAUGAAGACUAUAACUGUACAGGUAUCAGAUAUAAAUGAUAAUAGUCCUGAGUUUAUUAGUUCCCCAUACGCGUUUUAUGUAAUGGAAAACAAUACUCCAGGAGCAUCUUUAUUUUCUGUAUUUGCUUUUGAUCGAGACUCAGGUGAAAACGCUGUAAUUAACUAUCAGAUAUGGAGAGAUACUUCCAAAGACAACCAGUACACAUCUUUUAUCAAUGUUCAUUCUGAAAAUGGCGCCAUAUUCGCGUUAAAAAGUUUUGACUUUGAGACAAUGAAGAAGUUCAAGUUUUACGUGCUCGCUUCAGAUUUAGGAGCUCCAUCACUAAGCACCAACGUCACAGUGAACGUGUUUAUUCUGGACCAGAACGACAACGCUCCAGUAAUCUUAUAUCCAAUAAGCGCUAAUGGGUCUGCUGAAGGUAAGGAAGAGAUUGCCCGAAAUGUGAAUCCAGGACAUUUGGUUACUAAAGUGAGAGCCUAUGAUGCAGAUAUAGGAUACAACGGGUGGUUAUUAUUUUCACUAUUGGAAGUGAGUGACCACAGUCUCUUUGGUUUGGACCGCUACACAGGACAGAUCAGGACUCUUCGGUCAUUCACAGAAACAGAUGAGGCUGAACACAAACUGGUCAUACUGGUUAAAGACAAUGGUAACGUUUCACUUUCAGCAACAGCGACUGUCAUCAUUAAACUCGUUGAACCCAAAGAGGCUUCUGCUGCAUCCGAUGUUAAUAAAAUUGCAUCUAAAAAAGAAGAAAAUAACAUUACAUAUUAUUUAAUCAUUACCUUGGGUUCGGUUUCAUUUCUUUUUAUCAUUAGCAUUAUCGUGUUGAUUGUAAUGCAGUGCUCCAAAACUACAGACUGUUCCUCCAAGUAUUUGCAAGAUACAAAUUACGACGGGACACUGUGUCACAGCAUUCAGUACAGAUCUGGAGAUAAACGCUACAUGUUAGUUGGACCCAGAACGAGUAUUGGUUCUACUCUAGUCCCCGGCAGCAAUGGGAAUACUCUUGUGAUACAAGAUCGCAGGAAAAGAACGUCUGUUGGGGUAAGGCAGUUUCCCUUUAGAAAUUCAAAAUUAACAAGUACCUGA
Clarias gariepinus (North African catfish) is the source of this 2532-nucleotide messenger RNA. RefSeq names its product protocadherin gamma-C3-like. Gene Ontology annotation, cellular component: plasma membrane. Lineage: Eukaryota; Metazoa; Chordata; Actinopteri; Siluriformes; Clariidae. The coding region runs from base 136 to 2532 and encodes 798 amino acids. The record is from RefSeq and is a predicted model, not a curated record. Gene Ontology annotation, molecular function: calcium ion binding. The transcript has a single exon. Gene Ontology annotation, biological process: homophilic cell-cell adhesion.